Messenger RNA from Musa acuminata subsp. malaccensis (wild Malaysian banana), 1415 nucleotides. The record is from RefSeq and is a predicted model, not a curated record. NCBI's taxonomy places the organism in Eukaryota, Viridiplantae, Streptophyta, Magnoliopsida, Zingiberales, Musaceae.
UGAAGAGACUGGUCAUGACACUUGUUCUGCUAAUCUUCUAAGUGGUGGUGAGAUCUUUGAUGGGAGUACAGUCAAUGAAGUUGACUCCAAGCCCAAGUUGGAGUGUUCUACAGUCGAUGAUGGUGAUGCAGUAAAUAUGGCAGUUGCUUGUCGAGGUCUUUUGCAUGCUGCUGAAUUCGCUGGGAUUGAUUCUGCUGAAAAAAAUGAGUAUUUGCUCGAAGUGUGGGAAAAAAAAUCAUGGCCACUGAUAAGGAUGUGGAUAUUUGCAAGAAUGUUCAGCAACAUAUAGAUUAAUUGGUUCAGAAGAACCUGGAACUUUUCGAGUUGCAAUUCUGGAUGAUGAAAAUGGCACAUUGGACCAUAAUGUGCUAACCCAAAUGGGAAUCCCUGUCCUGUCUGAUAGUAUAAGUGAACUCAGGCCUAGCCAACAUAAACAAAGCAGUGAACAAGUAGUAACUGAUUUUUCUUCAGGUAGUGGAUUAUUUCCAUCGGCGAGCGAUAAAAAAGAGCAAAACCUUUCUGAACUUGAAGUAUGCAAACCAGAUGAGUUGAGUGUUUCUGAAUCUAGUAGUAAAUAUGAAUCUCAAAAAAUCAUUUCUGAACAGGAAAUACUUGUAUCAAGCGAAGUAAAUGCUCCAGAAUCUAGUGGUGAGUGUGAACCUCUAAAAUUACAGCCAACUGCCAGUCCAAGUGACAUGUUCGACAAUUCUGAGGGCACAGAAUUGGAGGCACUAAUUGCUAUCUCAGACUCAUCUUUCAUUGAAGAUAAUUGCGUGCUGAGUGAUACUGGCUGUCAAGAUGAUGUUAAUGGUGUUGCAACACAUAGCUCAUAUAUUGUGAUCUCAGACUUGCAAAUUGAUACACUCACAUUCCAGAAUGCUCAAAUUGAUCAUGCACAUGUUCAAACACAACACUCUGUGAAGGAUUUUCAAGAAUCUUGCCUUUCCAUAUCACAUAAGGAUGUCUUGCUUUCCGAAUUAGAAUCAAAGACUGCCGAGGUUCCUUCUAGCGAAGAACCAAUCAUGAUGAUAGAAGCUCCAAGGAAACACAUGCAAAGAAGUUUUACUCUGGAAGAAGCAACAGAUACUAUACUCUUCUGCAGUUAUAUUGCCCAUGAUAUGGCCUACAAGGCUGCAACAAUUGGGAUGGAAAAGGAAUUGGCUACAUAUGAGUCUUCUCAUCGAAGUGUUAUAUAUCUUGGAAGUUCUGUUUCCAAUCAGAAGAAUUUGCAAAAAACGUCCAACAAAUGUAUUCAGAUUUCACAAAAGGUUAAACUAAAGAAGCUGGAAAUAGCUGGCAGGAUGCCAUCUGUGGGUCUCGGGAUCAAUGUCAAGAACUCAGAGUUUGCAUGUCACAAAACUGAAGUUCCACUCACGAUUGACGGCACGAAGCCCCCGAAGUUUCAAAUGCCUUAG